AUGGAAGAAGGCGAGUUUUCGGAGGCAAGAGAGGAUAUGGCAGCGCUUGAAAAGGACUACGAAGAAGUGGGUGCCGACUCUUUCGACCCGGCCGAGGAGGAGUACUGA
Messenger RNA from Ostertagia ostertagi, 108 nucleotides. The record is from the annotation of a GenBank genome assembly. Lineage: Eukaryota; Metazoa; Nematoda; Chromadorea; Rhabditida; Trichostrongylidae.